Dimorphilus gyrociliatus is the source of this 1750-nucleotide messenger RNA. The record is from the annotation of a GenBank genome assembly. NCBI's taxonomy places the organism in Eukaryota, Metazoa, Annelida, Polychaeta, Dinophilidae.
AAAUAUGUAUGAAAAUAAAAUUUUUAUUAAUUAUUUCUAUUGUUUAAUAUAUAAAGACAAAAAUUUUGAACAAGGGCUGUUUGUUUUUAAUGUUUGAGUAAAAAUUGUCUUAUUUUCUAGACAAUUCACUCUGGAAUGGAGAAAACAAAUGUGAUGUUGAUAUUGUCACUAUAUGUUUUUAUAGACUUUCAUUUCUCUCAAUCAGAGAAUUUUAUGAUUGUGAAUUUAGCUCAGCCAUUUUUUGGCAUAGAAUGUCAAGCCUCAUCUGAGAUUAGUGAAGACCGAUCUUGCAAAAAGUUGUUUGAUGGCUCUACACAGAAUGAUAAUUUUUGGUUACCAAACAAUGCUGAUACAGAGAAAUCUUGGAUUAAUUUUUCUUGGGUUGUCAAAUCAAGGGUGAUUUCAAUCAACUCUUACACUACUCAAACCAGCUAUAAUAGUGCAAAGAUGAUUUUUCCAGAUGGUCAGGAGGAGACUACACAAUUGUUUACAUUGCCUUUUGUCUGGCGACGAUUCAUAUUAACAAACCAAAUUGUAACAAAGAGUUUAAAAAUUGAAUUUUCAAAUCGAGCAGGCAUCAGUGGAGAAGGAGAAUUAACAAUAUAUGGCAAAGUUUACUACUUCGUUGACUGGGAUAGACAUCCAAAUGUGAUGGAAGAUGGAUGUGAAAUAUUAUAUUAUCACACCAAUCUUCUAGAGGCAACAGAUGUAGCACAUUUUCAAAGGGGAACCAGCUGCUCAUCUUCCUCUACAUAUAGUAAUGAAAGACAUUGCCAGUUUGCAUUAAAUCACUUGGUACAACUUCCAGGUGGUGAGGUCAAUGGAAGAGAGUGGAUAUCAAAUGGCAAUUCAGUUGUCAAUUGCUGGCUAAGAAUAGAUUUUCAACACUUGUAUAGAAUAUCUUUUCUUAAAAUCACUCAGAGACAAACACCAGCUCUGCUAGUAAAGAACAUAGAUUUGGAGUUUCUGGAUGGUACAUUUUCCCAUGAUUUACUCAAUAAUAUUCUUGAACAAACUUUUCAACUAGAUAAAAUCUACUAUUCAAAUUACCUAAAGCUCUAUCCAAAAACAUUACAUAGUUAUAGUGGUCAUAUUGGAUUCAGUGGUAUUGAGGCACAUAGUCUGAUACCUGGAGUGAAUGGAUUGAAAUCUCUAAGUAAGAAUAGUUGCCACUCUACAAGUAAAACAAUUGCUUUUGAUAAGAAUCCUAAUACAUGUACACCAAUCAACUCUGCAGAUAUAAAAUUCCUGGCAAAAUUCAAUAGUUUGGCAAAAAUUAAUAUAACAAUCAAAGAGAGUAGUGAAGAAAUGUGCAAAAAUUUAAAUCUAAUCCAUCAAAUUGUUGAUGACAAAUAUGAAGAAUGCAAAUUGGAAAGUUUUCUAUCAAGCUGUGAAUUCACCUGUUUGAAGUGUCUUUAUGAUUCAAUCUGUAAAUUUAUCCUUUAUCAACAUACCAGUGAAAUUUGUGAAAUAUUGUUAGAGUAAUUAAAAUUAAUUACAUAACUGUGCACUUCAAUUAAAAAAUAAAAUAUUUUUGAAAUUACUUGAAUUAUUUAGUUUUCUGUUCUUCCCUUUCUUCAUAGCUGCAUUCCUCAUAAUUGUAUAAUUGUCAAUAGCAACAUAAGCUAUAUGAGCAGCCAUUGUAAUGAUAGUCCAAACCUUCAAUUUCCUAUCUAGUUCAACAGCUGAAAUUUUAAUCUCCGAUUGCAUGUUUAAUGGUUUAUAUAUUCUGGUUAUUAUUCGAUAUACC